AUGCCAUGGGUAAUCUCAAAAAGAUCAUAUCCUCGCCCCUAUGAGUCAAUAGACCUGAGUAGCCUCCCGACACAAUGGGACUGGCGGAAUGUGGAUGGAAAGAAUUAUGUGAGUCCCACAAGGAACCAGCAUAUCCCCCAUUUCUGCGGCUCCUGUUGGGCUAUGGGGUCAACAAGCGCACUUGCAGAUCGUAUUAACAUCAUGCGCAACGGUUCGUGGCCAUCGGCGUAUCUAUCUGCUCAGCACGUGAUCGAUUGCGGCAAUGCCGGCAGUUGUCACGGGGGCUUCGACAUCGGUGUGUACAAGUACGCCCAUGAGCACGGGAUACCCGAUGAGACCUGCAACAACUACCAAGCCAUCGACCAAGAAUGCAAUCCACUGAACCAGUGCGGAACAUGUAGCCCCGAUGGCAAAUGUACACAGCUCUCCAACUAUACCAUCUACAAGGUAGCUGACUAUGGAGGGCUCACCGGGCGUGAUCAAAUGAUGUCAGAAAUAUAUCAAUCUGGACCGAUCAGCUGCGGCAUCGAUGCUAGUCCGAUGUUUCACAACUAUUCUGGGGGCGUGUAUAGUGAAUAUAAUACCAAGCCCUUGCUAAAUCAUAUCGUCUCUGUUGUUGGCUGGGGAGUUGAUAGCACGGGAGUGGAAUACUGGAUCGCAAGAAACUCGUGGGGAACUCCAUGGGGAGAGACUGGAUGGUUCCGAAUAGUAACAAGCAAGUUUAAAGGAGGUCAGGGAAACAAUUACAAUCUCGCCAUUGAAUCGGAAUGUGCAUUUGGUGACCCAAUCCUACCAUAAGUUCUUGUCUCUGAACCCCUACCCCUCCUAAAUCUAACACACAGGCAUGACGGUGAGACACACGCGCGCGACGCACAC
This is a messenger RNA of Lytechinus variegatus (green sea urchin), 876 nucleotides long. RefSeq names its product cathepsin Z-like. The coding region runs from base 1 to 798 and encodes 265 amino acids. The record is from RefSeq and is a predicted model, not a curated record. Gene Ontology annotation, cellular component: lysosome. The transcript is spliced from 7 exons. NCBI's taxonomy places the organism in Eukaryota, Metazoa, Echinodermata, Echinoidea, Temnopleuroida, Toxopneustidae. Gene Ontology annotation, molecular function: cysteine-type endopeptidase activity.